AUGAGAAUGGAGCAAGGAGAGACAUUUGUGACAAGUGGGAAAUUCUGCUUUGCCAGGGUGGGAGCCCUGCUGGCUCUGUGCCUCCUGCAGCAGGCUCGAGGUCAUGUUCGACUUCUCCCUCCUCAAAAUGUGACCCUGCUGUCGAAGGAUUUUGCCAUGAUUUUGGCCUGGGCUCCAGGGGAAGGCUCUCCCCCAGGCGUGACCUACACUGUGAGGUAUGAAAGCCAGGAUCGCCUGGACAAAUGGAAGAAGGUUCCUCAUUGCAAAAACAUCCCCAGAUCCUUUUGCAAUCUGACUUGUGCCCUCCCCAACCUCUACAUUAAGGUCCGGGCUCGGGUGAAAGCGCUCUGGGGACAGUCCCAGUCGCCCUGGGUGAAAUCCCAGUUCAAGGAUUACUACUCUGAUGUGGAACUGGCUCCCCCCGUGCUGAGCCUGAGCCUCAGGGACGAUUCCAUCCUCGUCAGAGCCUCCUUCCCUCUGCCCACCUGCGUGGAGAGCCUCACCUGGAAGUAUGACCUGAACCUCUGGGAAGCAGGGUCUGAAGACAAGAAGAAAUAUGAAGGUUACUUCAGAAAAGACACAGUGACCAUCAACACCACUGCUCUCAGAGGCAAUUACUGCUUCAGUGCCAGGGCUCUCUUUGAAAGCAUCAACUUGAAGCACAGCGAGUUCUCCCAGCCUGUGUGUGUGCUACUAAACCACAAAGUGGACUGGAAGUUCUCACUCCUGGUCGUGAUCCUUCUGUUUGUCCUCUCUGUCUUUGUGGCCAGUCCCUUCAUCUGCUGCCUGGUGAAACAUGAGGCCAAGCAAAGGAAGAUGCCUCAGGUUUUGGAUUUCUCUCAAUUUAAAGCUGCUGGACCAACGUUCCACUUGGAGCUCAAUGAAAAGGAAUUCUGCAGUGAUGAUCUGAACUGCACAGAGAAGCCAGUGCCUCAAAGGAGGACAAACAGAGCUUUAGGAGGACUCCAGCGGCCAUGGAUGGCUUCUUCCCCAUCAUCAUCAUCAUCAUCAUCAUCAGAGGAGGAGGAGGAGGAGGAGGAGGAGGAAGACAGCAGCACUUUGAUCCCCUACCAUAAAAUGCCAAAGAGACAUCUCAGCUGUCAGCCAGCCCCAGCAGCUCUGGGGGAAACCAGCUUGGGCUCAGGAUCUGGGUCUGGAUCUGGGAAGGCUCCUCAUUUCUGCAGGGAUUCCCAGAAAUCCCUCAUGGAUCUGCAGCUCCCAUCCCAGCACAGAGAGGAUCCCAGCAGGCAGCUGCUCAUCCCCUUGUGGACACUGCAGGUGGCAGAGGAUGAGGGCAUUGCAAGUGACUGUGGCAGUGACAGCUGUACAGAAAGGACACCACCCGGCUCUGCAGUGCUGAGUGAUGCUCUUGAGGCAUCAAAUACAGAGGAAAAAUAUUAUCCAAAGUCACAAUUCCCAGGCUACCAGCACUCACAUUACUUGGGAAGGAUCUAA
Molecule: messenger RNA, 1455 nt
Organism: Ficedula albicollis (Collared flycatcher)
Lineage: Eukaryota; Metazoa; Chordata; Aves; Passeriformes; Muscicapidae
Gene: IFNLR1
Product: interferon lambda receptor 1
Exons: 8
Coding region: 1-1455 (484 amino acids)
Molecular function (GO): protein binding
Source: RefSeq, a predicted model, not a curated record